Fusarium sp. VM40 is the source of this 1593-nucleotide messenger RNA. The record is from the annotation of a GenBank genome assembly. NCBI's taxonomy places the organism in Eukaryota, Fungi, Ascomycota, Sordariomycetes, Hypocreales, Nectriaceae.
AUGGUGUCUUUCAAGCAAGCAUUUGCGUUAUCUCGACAGGAGGUUGACGCUGCGACUCCUCCUGGCACUAUCCAGAUCCAUCGCGAACGCGAAGGUACCAACGAUACAGUUCGCUACAGCAAUACUGAUGAUCCUUGGGACCCACUCAACUUUCCCCUCUGGCACAAGAUUGCUGCCCUGCUGGUAGCCGCUCUCUAUGCCUUCACUGCCAACUUCACCAGUGGUGUCAUCGCGCCCGCAUUCCAGCUAUGGCCCAUGAUAUUCCCCCGGGAUCCGCGGUCUAUUUCCGAUCUUUCCGUCUUGAUCGCCAUCAAUGUACUCUUCCUUGGCGGCGCCAAUAUCUGGUGGGUUCCUCUGUCUAACUGGAUGGGACGUCGACCGGUUCUCAUUCUAGCAACACUACUUCUUACGUUUAGUACGUUGUGGUGUGGCCUUGCUACUUCAUAUGAGUCUUUGCUUGCUGCUAGAGCCUUCCAAGGCAUUGGAGGUGCGGCCGCCGACUCAGUCGCUCCAGCUCUGGUUGGAGAUUUGUUCCCGGUUCAUCAGCGUGGAAGAGCCAUGUCUGUGUAUACUAUCAUGCUCGUCAUCGGCCCGCUCGCGGGUGGAAUCUCAGGCGGCUACAUUGUCUUUCAACAGGGCUGGCAGAUGAUAUUCUGGGUCUGUCUAGCCCUUUCUGCCGCCUGUCUCCUCGGAGUCAUCUUCUUCGUCCCGGAGACAUUGUACUCUAGAAACAUGCCGAUCGAAGGUGUCGCCAGUGCCGAGUCGGAGAAGCAAGCUCAGUUUGGAAACAACGAACACGUCGAGAACAAGCAGUCCGCCAUCGAGCAGCAGCAUACGAUUCAUAAGCCAUUUACCUAUGUCAAGUCUUUGGGUUUCAUCAAACCUCGUGGAAGCCUGCUCAAGCAAGCCAUCCAGCCUUGGCGAACUUUGGCCCUUCCCGGCACUUGGGUAGUGAUGCUUCACUACGCCGGCUUGGUCGGCGGUAUCGUCACCAUCUCGACCAUCGGGCCUCAGAUCGUAGCAGCUCCGCCAUAUCUCUGGAAAGCAAACGCAGGUCUUAUCAAUGUCGGCCCUGUCAUUGGAGGAAUUAUCGGAUACAUUUACACGUUCUUGCUGGCUGAUGGUAGCAUGAUGAAGAAAGCGAGCAAGACACGACAUGGUGUUGCUGAAGCAGAGGAUCGCUUAAUUACUCUCUUCUUUCCUCUUUUCGUGGCAACUAGCGGAUUACUUAUCUUCGGCUUCUGCGCUCAGAACCCAGGCACCAAUCGAUGGAUCGGUCUGCAGUUCGGUUUUGGAAUGCUCAGCUUUGGUCUUAUGCAAGUUCCCUCGGUGGGAUUCAACUAUCUUAUUGAUUCCUACCACUCGUUGGCAGCGGACUGCUUCACUAUGGUGACUAUUCUACGCGCCAUCAUCGCGUUUGCAUGGACAUUCUUUGCCGCCGAUUGGGUCCAUCAAAAGGGCGCUGCCGAGCCUUUUGGUAUUUUUGGAUUGCUUAUGGGUGUCUUUUCUCUGCUUACCAUUCCGCUUUGGAUGUAUGGCAAACGUAUGAGGAUCGCCACGGCGGAAAGGGUCCUUCGCUGGCAGGGAUUCUAG